GAGUUGCGCAAAGGAAAACAAUCCCAAAGAAUCUAUUACACUGCGAAGCCAUUAACAUCCAAUACAGAGAAUCUGGUUGAAAAGAGAAGAGAGUUUGGAUUCGCCGAUUGUACACCAAACCAAAGAACUCUAAUGUUUAUGGUAUAAUUUAUAAUUAAAUAUGGAUUCCAUCGCCCAGUCUCAGAGGAAAGGAAACUCCGUCGUUCAUGUUAGAGAAGACUCGGAGAGUGAUCUGGAGAACCUUUUCAAUCCAGCAAUUUUGAGUCAACCGUCUGUUCCGAUGCGGUUGAGGAAACUACCUCCAUCUUUCUUUAAACAGCCUGUGCAGUCGCAUGGACCGUUUGCCAAUCGGCCUGGUGGCGAUGGGGCCAAAGAUCCCAAUGAAAUGGGGUCGGCUGUCUACCAUUCGAGAGCCCAUUCCUCACCAGCUUCUCUAGGCCUUUUAGUCCAUCAUCAACAACAAAAUCCACAAAGGUUAUCUCCGGCUCAUCAAAGAACCCAAUCAUAUGAUGCGCUCGAAAAUGAAAACCUCCCACCUGGAUGGGAAGCAAGAACGACGGCCACCGGCCAGAAAUAUUACGUAAACCAUGUUGAAAGAACAACAUCGUGGACCCACCCAAGGCUAAAAAGCCAAUCAUUGGCCACUUUGAAUGCUAAUCAAACACUAGGCCAACUGCCAGAUGGAUGGGAACAAGGUGUUACCCCAGAAGGUGAGGUCUAUUACAUAAACCAUUUAACACAAACAACAACAUGGUAUGAUCCAAGAUUAAAUCGUAACCAAGGAAAUAACAGUUUCAUACAGGGUCAACCAAGUAAGACUCAGGAGCAAGUAAAUCUUCGAUAUCUCCAGUUGGAAAAGGAGAAGUUGAGACAAAGACAGCAGCAAAUAUUUCACCAGGAGAUGCUGAUUCAAAGACAGAUGACUAGUCAGGCAGAUCCCUCUGCAAGUGGUGCACCAUUGAUAAAUAGUCUCUGUGAGCAGAAGUUUGCCAAUUCAUCAGGAUUUGGGAAUGUUCAACACAAACGAGUUGGAUCUGCAGAUUCUGGCCUUGAUGGCAUGGGAUCAUUUUUAUCUCCUCCUCCUGCAGACAGUGAUGCCAUCGGUGUAGAUGAUGUAGACAUGGAAGGAAAUAUUCCACAGCAGCAACAUCAGAUGAAAGAAUCACUGACUAGGAGAUCAGAUCCAGGAAAUCUCAACCAAUUAAAUCAAACUAAUGCAGGACAUUUACCAGAUUUCCUUGAAAGAAUGCCGGCAACUAAUGUUGAUCUUGGCAUACUUGAAUCAGACACAGACUUUGGCACUGGUUUGGAACACCUACAGUCUGAGGUUCUAAAUGAUGUUGAUAUGAUCUUUUCACCUGCCACUAAUAAUAAAGGCAAAGAUGGCUUUCUAACGUGGCUUUAAUCUUUGAGCAAAUUAGAUGUAAGUCAACUUGCCUGGGAACAAUAAGAAAUUUCGUGACGUAAGGAAAACCCUUCCGUUCAGAAUGCUACGUAAUCAGUUCUGGUAGGGAAGGAAGAUCACAUCUUGGACACAUCGCUUCCCCAAGAUUGAGUAUGGAGAGCUUUAAUGCUAGUCACAUGAACUGGAAAUAUGACGUCAUACAUGAGAUGACAUUGCCACGUUAAUAUGCAUGCGUUAUUAAGCUAUAAGACUACUGAGUUUUGUUGCAAAGUCAACCAAAGUAUAAAUUUUGUGUCGUCUCCCUGUCUUUUUUUAUAUAUUCCCACUUUCCUCUCACUUUAUACAAUUAGAGGGUAACAAAUAAUAUGAAGGGAGAAUGUAUAAGAUUCAAGUCUCUUACAAACAAUUUUGGGAUAAAAACACAAUUCACAGUUGUCGAGCGCCCAAAUUUUCCAAAUAAGUUUAUUUAGCCUUGUGACCAGCGUGCGUUGCCUGUGAGAAGACGCCCCAGUUGUUCCUAUGAAGUCCAAAACAAAAUUUGUCAAUACAAAAGCCACAUGUAGCCACAUAUAUAGCCAAGUUCCUAAAAAGGAUUUGGCUGGAAUUUUAGGUUUAACUUUUGAUCUGCCAAAGGGUCCUUGAAGCCCGCUGUAUCUGUAUCAGUAGUGUUAUGCUUUUUACUAAAUCACGUUUUUAUAUAACAAAGAUUGUUAUUUUUAGUUGCUUGUUGUACUUCUAUCACCUUAUAACAGAUAAGUGUAUUAUUUAUUCCUCUUCGCAAAGCAUUUUUGUAGCAGGAGUUGCUCAACAGUUUGUUUCGAAUUGUCGUAAAUUUUCCAAGUUUGGAUAUUGUAGUUUGUACAAAUACUUUCAAGGGGAAUUUUCGAGUUGCAAAAACGACAAUUUAUUCGGAGAGCUGCUGAGCUGAGAUAACUAAAUUACAGCCUCGCUGCAGUUUUUAAUAUUAAGUCAUAGCUGUCAGAUAGUUCUGUUAUGUUUGUAUAAUAUACCUCCUAACUAUCAGUCCUCCGCAAAAGAAAUGACAAUUAACCAUUUACGGAAAGCACCUUUAAGGUCACAGACAAGCGAAGCAACUAUUGGAUUCCAAGCCGUCGCUGUUGAAAGGCUAAUGUUUGUAGUUAUUUAAGUGCAAAGAACAUUUUUGUAGUUUGAUAGCACCUUUGCUUUAAAUAUGUUGUCCAAUUGUGAAGUGAUAUUUUCGCAUAUAUCGAAAGUUGAACAUCGGAUUUUUAUAUUUCAAUUUUGAUAUUCGGGAUUUUUUAAGAAGUUGUUAAAAAUAAUAUGUUUUAGAAUGAUAGUUUGGCAUUUAUUCGCAUACUGAAA
This is a messenger RNA of Rhopilema esculentum, 2749 nucleotides long. RefSeq names its product transcriptional coactivator YAP1. Gene Ontology annotation, biological process: hippo signaling; positive regulation of transcription by RNA polymerase II. NCBI's taxonomy places the organism in Eukaryota, Metazoa, Cnidaria, Scyphozoa, Rhizostomeae, Rhizostomatidae. Gene Ontology annotation, molecular function: protein binding; transcription coactivator activity. Gene Ontology annotation, cellular component: nucleus; cytoplasm. The record is from RefSeq and is a predicted model, not a curated record.